AUGCACGAGACGCACGUGCUGUUCCUGCUCCUGAGACCUGAGCGUGGCGGGCAUUGAGCCACAAUCGUCUAUUUGCCGGCACCUGGUUAAGAUGUCUUUGAUCUGCACCCUCCUAGCUGCGAUCGUGGUGGGCAAGGCCCUUGCCGCAUUACCCAAAGGCUAUGUUUUGAAAGUAAGUUCCAACUGUGGCAAAAGCGAAAGUGACUUAGCCAUCGUCACAAUCGUGGCCGACCUUGACUUCAAGGGCACGGCAGUAUGUGCCGGCAAUAUCGCAGUGCCCUUCGAACGCAUCGACAAGGCCACAGCACGACUUGCAGUGAAAUACAACAGCGGGGGUUCCAGCAAAUGCCAGUUCACUAAACGCGACAAAGUUCGCGUGUACGUGCUACACGUGAAAGUGGCGUAUGGCGAUAACGGCAAUCUUGUGUACAAAGCGGAGGAGGAACGAACAAUUACCUGCACUUUCGACCCCACGAACAAGAACGAGACUCGAGGCAGUCUCAUCACAGCUGGGUUGAUUGCGCCAGGGGCACUGUCUAACUACCAGGGUCCAGCGGUUACCUCCAACCUCAAACUGCAGCUGACCGAUGUCCUUGGCAAGGACAUGGUAGGGCGGAAGGUAUGGCGGAGCAGGAAGGUGCAGCUCAAGGGCACGACCAGUGGUUCCAGUGGAGAGAAGGGAGUGAAGCCUGUCGAUUGUGACGCGAUUGGCCACUCCUCGGGAAAGCGGUACGCUGUCAUCCGAGCAGGGUGCGGGGACGGUAUUGUCUUUCCCAAGGACAGGGGUUUCAUCACUGAAGGCCUGGUCACCAAAAGCCCUUUCUUCGAGUCUUUUGGCAUUGAGAACGAUACAGCUUUGAAUUUUCAAUGCAACUUUACUUUAUGCACGAAAAAAUGUGAUGGGGACUCUUGCACAAAUCAGAGAAGACGUCGAUCUAAUCCUUUCCAAGAUUUAGAAGAGCCAAUUCACGGCGACAUGCAUGUGAAAUCGGAAGUUCAUCACCUCGCCGACAUAGAACCUCGACACCACAUGUCCAGGACUGACGCCAUACAGGUCAUGGUAGUAGAUCGUCGUGUCCAAGAUAGCGCCCUCUACUGGUCAGCGAUACUUGGAUUGGGGCUCCUCGUCGGGACGUCAUUUGCAAUAUCUAUUGCAUCAUGUAUCGGCCCCCUCCGUAUCAGAACAGUUCACAAUGGCAAAGUGUAGCAACACCUGAACUAAACCCUGACAAACUCA
Messenger RNA from Haliotis rubra (blacklip abalone), 1237 nucleotides. Its product is annotated as vitelline envelope sperm lysin receptor-like. The coding region runs from base 92 to 1207 and encodes 371 amino acids. Lineage: Eukaryota; Metazoa; Mollusca; Gastropoda; Lepetellida; Haliotidae. The record is from RefSeq and is a predicted model, not a curated record. The transcript has 10 exons.